CUUCUCUCAUUCAUCCGCCACCCUCUUCUCUCUCUCUCUCUUAAUCCCAACCCAACCCUCUCUCUCUCUCUCUCUCUCUCUAGAAUAUCAAUCGCAUCUCAGAAUCUUUGGAAGCUUGGUUUUCUUUUCUUCCCGAUGGCGAAGGACGAGUGGAUGCGCACGGCGAUGUCGGAUGACAUGCUGGUCGUGGAGCUGCUGGUGCGGCUUAAGCAGUCCCAGGCGGCGGCGGCGUCGCCUCUCAAAUCUUCUCCUCCUUCUCAGCCGUCGCCGACGUUCCCGCUCACUUGGAGCGUGAGGCUGCCGAGGUCGAGGGCUCUCAGGUGCGACGCCGUCUCGCAGAGGAAACAGGGCGAUGUCUCCACCAGAUGCAGCCCGACCACGCCUCUCUCCUGGAGCGGCGCCGCCUCCCCCUCCGCCACCGCCGACGGAUUCGAAGAGUCCAGCCGCCCCUCCAACAACCGCUCUCCCUCUCAAGCCAGAUCCAAGGGUAUUGCCACAAAUAAUGAGUUGGCUAGCGCUAUCACUACCAGCAGGAGAUCAAGAAGAAAGAAGACAUUUGCUGAGCUGAAAGAGGAGGAGAAUUCACUUCUCAAGGAAAGGGUGCAUUUGAAAAGGGAACUAGCAAAACUGAGAGCAACUUUUAAGGAGCAGAGGGAAAAAAAUGAUAGCUUGAAGAGGAUGAAGCUUGAGUUGCACGUGGAUUCUGCAAAAUAUGUGAAUGCAGAUGGAUUCAAGAUGGCAUCUUCCAGCCAACCGCAGGAGAGAAUAGCCUCUACUUCCGACAAUGUUCGUUCUACAAUGCAACUCGCACACCAUAGUAAUGCACAAUCAGAUUCUUUUGAUGAAUCAAAUACCAAUUCGAACCGUGACGGUUUCUUCUUGCUACCUGAUCUAAAUUCGCUCCCAUGCGACGAGGAUUAUGGUUCCGAAACAUUCUAUGGGUCAAGCUGAUCAAACAAUGUUCAUUGUUUAUCUUCUUCUCGCAAUUUAUACAGUCUCCGAGCACAAUGAAGUUGAUUUUUCUGCAACAACAUCGCUGACACGCCCGAGCCACGUUCAGAAACACAACUAGAAUAUUCUGUGAAGUCACAGGUGUUGGGAACCAACUUACUGUAGUUCCCAACUUGGUUGCGCAAUGGAAGCUAGUCAGUCGUAGAGAGAGUUUUGAGGGUAGUGUAGAGAUCCUAACAAACGAAUAGGAUUGUAAAAUUUUACUACUAAGUUAUAGGUUCCUACUUUCCUCGGGUAUUCUUUGGGGUAAACCCUCAUUACUUCUCAUUGAAUUUAUAAAGAACGCUAGACCUCUUAUUGUAUCAUUCUUUGUAGCCAAAUCCUAGUUGGACUCCUCUGUUGAAAAGGUUCUUGAGAUUUGUAUUACAAUUUUGAUCUGGCGCAUCUUAUUUUUAUUAUGUUUAGUGUUUGUUAGUCGUAAAAAAGAACAAGAGAACACCAUAUAUAAGACGGAAAAUUGGCUUUCAAACAAAUUUGGAAAUGGAAGU
Morus notabilis is the source of this 1499-nucleotide messenger RNA. RefSeq lists its product as uncharacterized. NCBI's taxonomy places the organism in Eukaryota, Viridiplantae, Streptophyta, Magnoliopsida, Rosales, Moraceae. The coding region runs from base 136 to 951 and encodes 271 amino acids. The record is from RefSeq and is a predicted model, not a curated record. The transcript has 5 exons.